AUGCUGAGAACAACGAAGGCCUGUGGGAAAUUGAGGCCUCUGAGCUCCUCUGUUAAUCGAGGAGUCGUAGCUAGUUUAGCUGCCAAAAGAUUCAUAAGCGACAAGCCGACCGAGACUUUUACCAAACUAUCUGAUGAGAACGAUCCUCAAAGAAAUGCAUUCUUCAAGUAUUCAUGGGGAUCAUGGUUGAAAAAUGACAAGCUCGAAAAAGAGAGGAGAACAACCAGUUUCUCGAUUGAAGGUUUGACUGAUGUCUUGAACGACCUCUAUAGCCAAUCGAAAGAAUUGGCGAAAACCGAGAAAGAAGGUCAGAUAAAACCUCCUAGCUACAAUGCUAAUUUGACUGUGUCCUUGCCUCAUAACAGCACCACGAAGAAUGUAGGGACCAUCGAUCCCAAUGACAAAGUUAGAAUCACAAGUAUGGCUAGCAUCCAUGAGGGUAAGCAUCAUCGGAUCUACAAGGUCGAGACUAACCUUGGUAAGGCAUUUGUGCUCAGAAUUCCAUACGCGUUGGACAGCGAGAAUUCCAUUGCUUUUAGGCUCAAAAGCGAGGUCGCAACUCUUGAUUUUGCUGAUCUGAAAUUGGGAAUUAAAGUACCAAAGGUGUUUUGUUACGGUAUCAACUCUUUGAACCCUGUUCGACAGCCGUUUAUUCUGCAGGAGUAUAUUGAUGGCCACCUCUUGAUGAGAGAUUGGAACCCGCUUGCUGAAAACUCUGAAAGCGACGAACCAGAUCCUGCUCUUAAGAAUGUCAUCGAAAAAAUUGCCGACUUUCAGAAAAAACUGCUUUCUAUAGAAUUCAACGAGUUCGGUUCUCUAUAUUUUGCCAAGGAUUAUGCCGAGUCUGAGCGGCCAGCUUAUGAGGGAGAGGCGAAUCCUGAUCUGCAAAACAGAUGGAGAAUUGGUCCUACGGCAGAGCGCUGCUUUUGGAGAUACAAAUCUGCUCUUAACUUCAAUGAGCAGCGCAAGUUUCUCGGGCCCUGGUCUAUAAAUAGGCCGAUGGACAUUAUUAAAGACACUGGUUUAAUCGAAACUGAGAAUGCCAAAGCAAGGCUAGCUUUGAAGCAAGCUCAAGCAUCUCCUGAAGCAGUAGAGGAAAGCAUACUGAAGGAGCAAGCCGAUACUUUCACCAACUUGUCCAAAGUGGGUCCUCAUUUAUUCAAUAGCCAACUCACAGCUAUUCCAAACCUUGGCGACCUUCUGAAACCUAGAUUGCAUCACCCAGACCUAGACCCUUUGAACGUUAUUAUAGCCGCUGGUGAAGAGAAGACACCCUAUCUUUUAGAUUUCGAAGGCUCCUCUAUCAAGCCAUUCAUCAUCCAGAACGCCCCGCAAUUUGUAGCUUAUGAUGGCUUGAAGGUUUACAACUUGAAAGAAGACGUUCCAGACUACGAGAAGCUAUCCGAGCCGGAAAAGGCGCAAUACGACUUCAUGUUCAAGAGGACCCGCAAUCAGUACUUAUGGGAGGCUGCCUUGAACAGCGGCGUACCUAAAUUGAUUUCCGCCGUUGCGCCGCCUGUGAAGUUGCUCAGGAGCCCAUAUAUUGCGGCUGUUGAGAGAAAAGUUGACGAAGAAUAUCUGCUGAUCGAUGAAGCUUUGAUUCAGCUGCAGGAAGUAUGGGAAGUACUUGCCAAAAACGGUCUUGUCAGUAGUGGCAAAUACCCUAUUCACUUCACAAAGGAGCAAAUUGAGAAGCACGCUAAGCAGUUGACUGCAUUCCAUGAGAGGCUUGUUGCAACUCCUUUCGCUGCUACGCGCGGUUGGGUCCCACAGGAUAUGUUUGACAACCUGGCGAAAUCUGGGAUCCUGAUCAAGGAUGAAAAUGGAGAUCACUACAUCAAACAGCAGGGGACUGUCUGA
Messenger RNA from Torulaspora globosa, 1860 nucleotides. It is a transcript of the gene AIM9, whose product is annotated as Aim9p. NCBI's taxonomy places the organism in Eukaryota, Fungi, Ascomycota, Saccharomycetes, Saccharomycetales, Saccharomycetaceae. Gene Ontology annotation, cellular component: mitochondrion. The transcript has a single exon. The record is from RefSeq and is a predicted model, not a curated record. The coding region runs from base 1 to 1860 and encodes 619 amino acids.